Trichobilharzia szidati is the source of this 5131-nucleotide messenger RNA. The record is from the annotation of a GenBank genome assembly. Lineage: Eukaryota; Metazoa; Platyhelminthes; Trematoda; Strigeidida; Schistosomatidae.
AUGAGUCAAGUGAAUUUAGUUAAUUAUAAUUUGAGUAAACUUUUCCACCGUGAUCAGUAUAGUACUAUUGUUGAAAACCUACCAGAUUCAGUUGGUUCAUCUGCAUUCACUUCGGAAUGCCGUCAACUUAUUUUACCACCAAUAACUAGUGACACAUGCAUCACCGCAUCUCCAAGGCGAGAACCUUCAAACAUACUACAACGUCUAACAAAUCGUCGUAUAGAAAAGCAUAAAAAUCGAUUGGAAAAAUGGUAUGAAAGACUUUCACAGAUAAGUAAAGAAGUUGAGAAUCAGGUGAUCACGUGCUGUGAAAAUACCGCGAAUUUAUUAGACGCAAGUUGGGAAAGACAAAAGAGUCUUUUUGAUACCAAUUUAUCCAAUGAACAACUUUUAGAAUUAGAAAUAUCAGAUCUAGAAUCUUUAUGGAAUCAAAUCAAUAAUGAAUAUGUACAACGUAGAAGUGCAAUUAACAAUUUAGAAAGUGACCUAUUUCUUCAUGAAAAUACGCGCGCUACCAAGAUUAGAGAAGAAUUCCAUGAGUUGACAGAUUAUUUAAGCAAAUAUUCCUAUUUAUCACCGAAUGAAUUACAAACAACUUUACAAAAAGAAAUAUUUGCUGUUGACAUCGAAUUACUGGAGAAUUAUCGUGAGUUAGCAAGUCUAACAAGGAAUCUUCACCUUGCUGAAUUGAUAAAUCAUCGGUACACUACACUUGCAUGGUCAAAUUAUCGGCAAAACUGGCAGAAAACAAUUAUCAAGGACGCUUUACAAAAUUUUGAAUUUUCAAUUAAAGAUGAAAAAUUUCAACGUCCAUCUGAAGUGAAAAUUGAAAUAUACAAUUUAUCCAAGAAAUAUGAAGAAUUUGAAAGCGCAAAAGCAAAUCUAAUCAAUGAAUUUUGUGAGAAUAUUAUUCCAUCGAAUAUGACCGAAGAAUUCUUUGAAAAUUGGAAUAGUAAAGCUAAACAAUUAUUUACAGAGUGGGAUGAAGCGAAUCAACAGUGUUUAAAUACGGUGUAUGCAGCGUAUGAAAAUAAUUCACAGAAAUGUAUUGAUGAAAUUCAGCGAAUGAAGGACAAAUUAUUCAAUCGUCAGUUGAUAACAUCUCCAAGUGAAAUCGAAAAUUUAAUUAAAGUUAAUUGUAUCCCAUUUUUGGGUCGACUUCAAAGUCAAUUUGAAAGUAAUUUAAAUUACCUCGAUCAAUGUUUUAUGUGGAGUGCAUAUCUCUGGCCUAAUGGAUUAAUUCAACCCCUACUGAAAUAUGGUCAAAUGUUUGAUAAAUUAUGGAAUCUAUACUCACAAGAACCAAUAAAUAAUGCCAGAAAAGAUUUUAAUAAUAAUUUAAAUUCAAUAAAACAAACAAUAUUUGAAGAGAUUAGAAAAAAAGACGAAUUGAUCAAUGUGUGUAUUGAUGCUUUACGUCAAAGUUCAAGUGAACAAGUGGUCAGUGACAGAUUGGAUGAAGCAUUGAACUUAUUCAAUGAUGUUAAACUUCUCUAUCAAUCCCUCAAUGAGAAACAAAUACGGAUUAUUGAAGCGUAUAUAAAGCAAGUGACAAGUAUUGUCGAUCUAUGCGAAAUGGCUGUCUAUCGAUAUUUCGGUGUUAUGCGUUGUACUAAACAACAAACAUUAAGCUUAGAAAAAAGGCUGAAGCAAAAAUCACCAGUGAACAGCCAACUGACAGUUGGAUAUGACCAGUUCUUGUGUAUAUCACAGCCUACUUCACCUGAACACACACUGUCCGAUGAUAAUGACAAGACAACUACAGAUGCUCGAGAUACACCUAAGGCUAACCAUUUAUUUUAUUCCAUAAAACAUCAUGAUAUUGCAGUAGAAGAUCUCAGUAAAUCUUUACAGUUAGACACAACAAAAUCAGUAGAUAGUCAAGUUGGCGAAUUCUUUAAAUAUUUAUCACAAAAUCCCCAAUGGAGUGGAAUUAUUACCGGCAAUGAAGUGAUUAGUCAUGCUUUGAAUGAAGUACCGAUUAAAAUUCAGUCGAAACAGGAGAAUGCUGAAAGCCGACAUAGACAUGACGGCAACGAUGAUGUUCAAUCGAUUAUUCUCAACGGGUGUGAAACAAUUCUUGUUAACAAUUAUGUAACUGAGUAUAUUCGCCCGGUCAAAGUGAAAGUAUGCUUAGAUAUAAUCAAAGAUGUCAAGUCAGCUGUUCGUGUGAAAGUUUUAGAAUAUUUAGAACAAUGGAAAAUUGAAAUAGCACUGGCUACAAGAGAAGAAGCAAUACUGAGACGAAGUGAAACAGACAAUGAGUAUUUAAUGCAAAUGAAACUACACGAAUCGCGUAUACGUCGAGUUAAAGAAGAUGUGGCCAAUGUGAGACAAGCUGAAUUAGCCCUGCAUCAAACACGUAUUGAAAGGCAUAUAACAGCUGUCUCUUUAAUACUUAAUGAAAUGAAGUUAAAUGCAACAAAAGCUUUAAUUGAAACGUUGAAUAAAUCAGAAGAACAAAUGGCUGAUGAGAUUCAAAAGUCAACAGAUAAAACGAUUAGCAAAGCUACAAAAUCAUCCACACUUCUGUCACUCAGAAAGCAAGUAGAAGGCCAUGCAGCAGCACAUAGUGAACGUGUUCGUGAAGCGUUGAAAUCAUUUCGUCAAGAGUUAAAUAAUCAAGUGCAAACAGUGAAUAAUUCAAAUUUAAAAUUGAUUGAAUCUUUAAAAUUAUUUACAGAUGGCGGGAAUUUUGCUACAGUUGAAGCUAAAAAAUAUUCAUUCAGUUUAAAUGAAUUAAGUAAGAGUGUUAAACAAUUUGAAGAGGAAAUCCUUGGCAAUAUUGAAUCGAUUGAAAAAGAAAGACAAUUAACAACUGAGAAUAGACUGAAACAAUUUGGAUCCGUAUUGAAACCACAUAUGGCUGAUGUUAUCUAUCUGGAAAAUAUGAUACGUUGUGUGACGAAUGCAGAAGCCCAGAUUAAAAGUCAAAUAGAAGACAGUUCAAGUCAGAUGAAAGUGUUAUCCAGUCAAAUAGAAGAUUUUGCCAAUCUCUUGAAAUCCAUUACGGAAACAAAUCAUAUCCUGUCGAAAACAUUGCGUAACAAUACAUCAUUACUUGAAGGAGGCAAUUUUAAACAACAAUUAAAUGCUAAUGAAAAGAUUAUGCUAAAAGAAAUGAUCAAUAAAGCUGUUGGAUUGCUUACAGUUAUCUGUGUCAAUGCCGCUGAUCGAUGUAUUUUCUUGAAUUGUCUACGUAGUCAAAUGACAAAAAGUGACGGAGAAGGCGAAAAACGACAGAUGUCACCUUCGAAAGGCAAGGAAGCCAGCAAUGUAAGCAGUGAUACAGAAGUUAAAAUAAAGAUAAAAGUAGUAUCAAACACUCAGAACACUAUCAACUUAUCCACAAGUGAACACACAAAAGGGACAGAAAAUCAAACUGCUCUUACUGAUGUUAAUUACCUGAAUGCAAUGCAAACUAGUCGACCUGGCAGACCGCUCACAGAAGAUCCAUGCACGCAAGUUGUACAAAGUAUUUUCAAUGAACGUACUCCACCAGGUGAUAAAGUGAAAAACUCAGAACAAAAGUUGUCAAACCAACCAACUGAUCAUACUUCAAAAGGAAAUGAGAAUAAAUCACGUCAAGAAGAAGUAGGCAGUCAGAAUAAAUUACCAGCCGAAGAAAUGCAGAAUCCGAAUUCUCUGCGUAUGAAUACACCUACAAAAGGUCACCGCACCAGACGGGAUAACAAUAAUAGUAAUAAUAAUCCUUCAACUGCAACGGGAACUGCUCAGAAGACGAGUAGACGGAAGAAAAACGCACUUCAUCAAACCCCCAGUAAAACUAGUGUGAAGCAUAAUCGUCCACAAUUGUAUUAUGAAGCUUUCGGUAAAGAUCCUGUGUCCAGUAGUGAUUCAGGUGAAAUUGGUGAUUCAUAUAUGAAACAAGCAAAUAUUGAACAAGCUACAUUUAUUGGUCGUAUACAAAGAAUAUGUCGUGAAAGCCUACAUAAUGCCUUACAUUUGUCUGAGAAUUACUAUAAACAAAAAGGACUUAGACAACCAACACGUCCUGAUUUUAUCAAGUCAACAUUUGAUGAUGCGGCAAGUUAUCUAGUGAAAAAUCUUAAAACGUAUUUUGAACAAGCAGAAACCUACAGGAGUUUAUGCAUAAAAGAAUUCUCUGAACAACUGAAUAAAAUUGAAUAUUUAGCAAGUCAGCUACCAAAUUUACUCUUUGAAGAUAUGACAAAUGAAUUAAAGUGUCAUAUUUUAAAUGAAUUUAUUGCCUGUGAAAAUUCAAUACGAUCAGAGAUGAAUGAAUUAAAAGAAUUACAGAUUAAAUAUAAUGCUGAACUUCAUCCAGAGAUUUGUAGUCCAGGUAAAGAAAGCCAGUUAAUAUCGCUCAUUAAAAAAGAGAAUGAACGUCGAAUAAAUUUCAUUAAAUUAAUACAUCGUAUAAAGAAUAUGAAAAGCCAAAUUAUUCAUAAAGGAAGACAGUUAUUUAGUCAACGUUUAUCUAAGCUGACAGAUUACUUAUUUAUUAGAUUUGACAGCCUUAUUGGAUCUGAUGAAAUUGACUAUCUAGAUGAAACUGCGAAUUUGAAUUCACAGUCAGAAGUUAAAAAACCGUGUAAAAUUAUGAUUAAUAUAGCAGAUCCAGUAUCGAAUAAUCUGAAUCCAAUCAAGAAGAAACUUGACAUCAAAGAAGAUACAAAUCGUGGUAAACGAACCUGGGAAGGUAUAAAAUUCUCAGAACUUCUAGAGACGAGUAAUUUAUCCGCCUUGUCAACAUCAUCAUCAUCAUCAACAACAACAGCAACACGGACAACUGGAAAUAAAACGAAAGUGUCAGCAGCUAAAUCAAACACUUUGAGUAGAUCUGUACUCAACGAUAAGAAUGUAAUAACAUCAAGAAAUCAGAAGGGUGCUGCAGGCAGUUCAUCAGAUCCGCAACGUAAUGAACAACAAGAUUAUUGUUUAGUUAGUGCUAAAACAACACAAGCGCAUAUGUCAACUUUAAAAUCUCGUGAUAUUGCUGUUGAGGAAUUUCUUUCAUUCACUCAACGUUUAUUAGAGUCCAUAGAAAAGGAAUUUACUAGUGCAAUUGCAGAUAAUGAUGAGUGUAAAAACCAAUGGUCAGAUAGUGUUAAUCUCUUAUCAAAACUUUAUUGAAUUAACCAAGAGA